UAAAUGACAAGGAGCAGCCUACUGUCGAAUCAACAUAUGAUAGCCAUGGACGAGCAGAUAAUCACACAAAAGGAAAACGAAGAGGGGAUUAUUUCACCAUCAUCAACCACUCAAGUUGCACACACCAGUGCCACUCACACCGCCCCAUCAAAAUCCAACAGCGACAAGACACGCACUCUCACCCUCAUUCGACCGCAACAACAUCCCCAUCACCGAUCAGGUCAUCCCAACUCGGAAUCGUACUCGGGAUCCACACUUCCCCGUCGUAUUCAACAUAUUACCCGUAUACACAUAAUAUCCCUCCCCCCUCCAUCCAACACUUCCCCAUCCCCCCCGUCCACAUGUCCAAACUCUAAUUUGCUUGACCCCCUGGCCUCCAUGUCUUCUUUUGCGAGAUUGACCGCGAAUCAUGCAUCUUCCAAGUGGAAGAGAGUUCUUCCAAGGCUCACGUUAUCAUAG
Messenger RNA from Periconia digitata, 459 nucleotides. Lineage: Eukaryota; Fungi; Ascomycota; Dothideomycetes; Pleosporales; Periconiaceae. The record is from the annotation of a GenBank genome assembly.